UUUUCUGUAGGUUCUAAUCUCCCAGUAACGUUAUUCCCCGGACUGCAGCCAUGGACCUUUUCAGUCGCCAUUAUACCCAUGGCUGGAAAACCUUCCGAGUUUUCACUGUUCUCAGGGUAAAGGUCCACCACCUCACGUCCCGCCAGCUUACUCUCCACUCCAGGCCACACUCCCUCCCUCCCUUCCUGGUUCCCGCCAGCCACCCAGCUGGCAGCCCUCGCUUCCCGCUUCCCAGGCAGUUCUACACCCCAUCCUUUUGGCCUGCUUCUUGGGAUCUCAGGAGAUGGUCCCUUGCUCAGGGAAGGCCUCUCUGGUUAGGACGAACUCCACUCGUAAUCAUACAGCCCCACAUCGCCAAGGACCUCUCUUUCAGAGCUCUAAUUUUAUAAAUAUAUACUCCUGAAUAUGGUGGUAACCUUAUUAACAUGCGUUAAAGCAGGUCUGCGCUCACAGAUAUCAGCGGAAGGAACGUACUGACUGGCGGCCCAACCACUCCUCCCCCCUCCCCCUAGGGCUGCGACGCAGCUAUUCUGCGUUAAGCGGGCGCCACGAAGAGAGACAUUGUAGGGCGCCUGCGCCAAGGGGCACGCAUGCGCAGAGGGACGAGCCCGCUGACAGAUUCUCGGUGGCGGUGGCGGCGGCAGCGGCCCUGGACUGCGGGGAAUGGGAAUCCUAGGUCUUUGAGCACCGCCCCCGCCUCCCUGCCCGCGACAUGGCUCAGGAGAAGAUGGAGCUGGACCUGGAGCUGCCUCCAGGCACGGUUGGGAGCCCGGCGGAGGGCGGCGGCAGCGGCAGCGGCGGUGGCGGCGGGGGCCUCAGGAGGUCUAACAGCGCCCCCCUGAUCCACGGCCUCAGUGACACUUCGCCGGUGUUCCAGGCCGAGGCGCCGAGCGCCAGGCGAAACAGCACAACGUUCCCGAACCGCCACGGCCUGCUACUACCGGCCUCCCCCGUCCGCAUGCACAGCAGCCGCUUGCACCAGAUCAAACAGGAGGAGGGCAUGGACUUGAUCAAUCGAGAGACCGUCCACGAGCGCGAGGUGCAGAACGCAAUGCAGAUAAGCCACUCCUGGGAGGAAAGUUUCAGCCUGAGUGACAACGACGUGGAGAAAUCCGCCUCCCCGAAACGCAUCGAUUUCAUUCCGGUGUCGCCAGCACCGUCACCCACCCGGGGAAUUGGGAAGCAGUGUUUUUCACCAUCCUUGCAAAGUUUUGUGAGUAGCAAUGGAUUGCCUCCAAGCCCUAUUCCCAGCCCAACGACCCGAUUUACUACCCGGAGAAGCCAGAGUCCAAUUAAUUGCAUUAGACCAAGUGUUCUUGGACCAUUGAAAAGAAAAUGUGAAAUGGAAACUGAAUACCAGCCAAAGAGAUUUUUCCAGGGCAUCACCAACAUGCUUUCUUCUGACGUUGCACAGCUGUCAGAUCCUGGUGUGUGUGUAUCUUCCGAUACCCUUGAUGGAAACAGCAGCAGUGCCGGAUCUUCUUGUAAUUCACCAGCGAAAGUCAGCACUACCACCGACUCUCCUGUGUCACCUGCCCAAGCGGCCUCUCCAUUUAUUCCAGUAGAUGAACUUUCAUCUAAGUGAUUCACCCACCCAUCCUGAGACUCGGUUUUGUUUUUGUUUUUGCAAUGGAGAGAAAAAUGAAGUUGGAACAAGCACUGAACUUUGUCGAUUAAUUUGAGGCUAUUUCCUAUUUUACCCUUUUCCUUUUUUGGAAUUUCCUGAAAUGUUGUUAUUCUAGAGAACUUUUAUGGCAGAUUCCUGCGGGUGCCCUUGAAUUCAGUGUAAUAUUUUCAGACGUUUUCCCAAUAAGUGUGUUGAAGCAUACAUCUUUACGCUGCUAAUAUGUCUAAAUACAUAUGUUAUCCCUUGAUUUUUUAAAAUAACUGAGAGCUCUAUUUAUUUAUGCGAUUAUUAAGUUCUGAUGCAAAUAUAAAUGUUGAAUUAAUCAGCAUAGUAAACUGAUGUUUUAAAAUUCCAUACUUCAUGCCCACACUAAUUUUUAAUGUUAUUUUCAGUGAUUGCUAAUUUCUAUUUGAUGAAGAACAAUAACUUACCUAUGUACAGGUAUUUUUAAAAUGUUAGUUUUAUCCAUCCAGUGGUUGUCUGUUUUACCCAGGAAUCCUUGAAUAUUUAAGUUUCUGGGUACAGAAGUGGAUGGGGGAUGGUGAUAAAAGAGCAGAAUAUAAAAGUUUGCAACAAAUCUUUUAAAAUUAAAUAUAUAAAAGUAAACAUAUUUAAAAAACAUUUUCUAAUGAAAUUUUAAUAGUAAUUCUAAUAAGUUGUACAAAUAUAGCUACUAUA
This is a messenger RNA of Orcinus orca (killer whale), 2305 nucleotides long. RefSeq names its product PP2A Aalpha (PPP2R1A) and B55A (PPP2R2A) interacting phosphatase regulator 1 (gene PABIR1). Gene Ontology annotation, cellular component: cytoplasm; nucleus. The record is from RefSeq and is a predicted model, not a curated record. The coding region runs from base 713 to 1585 and encodes 290 amino acids. The transcript has a single exon. Lineage: Eukaryota; Metazoa; Chordata; Mammalia; Artiodactyla; Delphinidae. Gene Ontology annotation, biological process: mitotic G2/M transition checkpoint. Gene Ontology annotation, molecular function: protein serine/threonine phosphatase inhibitor activity.